Messenger RNA from Trichophyton rubrum CBS 118892, 1236 nucleotides. RefSeq lists its product as uncharacterized. Bases 1 to 1236 code for a protein of 411 amino acids. The transcript has a single exon. The record is from RefSeq and is a predicted model, not a curated record. Gene Ontology annotation, cellular component: nucleus. NCBI's taxonomy places the organism in Eukaryota, Fungi, Ascomycota, Eurotiomycetes, Onygenales, Arthrodermataceae.
AUGCGGUCGCCCACAAUCGAGGAGGAGGCCUUUUAUAGACUCCGGAACUACCCAAACCAAAUUGAGAAUAACCUGCAUUCUUCUCUGGUUACCAUUCCGCGAAAGAUCGCGCAUUUACUACGGACCAGGCCAGGGUAUAUAUCUUCGGCUAUAGAAGCCUUUUAUCUCCGGGAUCCCAUCUCACUUCGGCCGUUGCAGGGUAAAGAUCCAAGUAAUUUAGUAUUUGAACCUACAGAUUUUGUCACAGUCAGUGUCAAGUUCACAAAGGUUGGGUUUGCCCAGUUAAAAAGUCAGGAUUUUCCACCACCAGCAAAAUGGAAGGGCCGUGUUCCCGCGACCAAAAACUCAAAGGAUUCUGAGCGUGCUGAUAUGGGAAUGAAAUUAGCUUGCGGCUUUGAAAUGCUCUUGUCUGACCCCCAGAACCGUGAUAAGCAAUACGUACGAGAAAUGAAACUUAUUCUCGAAGAUGUUGACACAGGAGAAGAGGCUCUUCCUACGGAUACGGAAAUAAAAACUUGGGAUAUGGUUAAUGAUGAUGAAUCGUGGCUUGACAUUAGCUUCGAAGACCUUGAAAGUGAGCUAAAAGGAAGAGGUAGCGGGGAAAAGGCAAAAAGGAUUGGUGACUUCGGCGAUAAAGCUGCACAAGAGAAUUUGCAGAGAAUAGUCUCAAAGUUUGAGGAAUUUCUAAAUGAUGACACCGCCGGUUACGAUGGAGCAGGGCUUAUUAACGAAUUGGGAUCAGAUGACAGUGAUGGUGACACUGACGAGGAGUUCAGUAGCGACGGUGAGGACAAGGAGGCUUCAUUUGAUGAUGAGGAGUUUUCAAGGAUGAUGAAGGAGAUGAUGGGCAUGCCAACUGCCUCGAAUAAGGGGUCUUCGUUUAGGCCCAAACGCAUUCAAGACCUUGACGGGGGAUCCAGUGAUGGUAACGAUGAUUCAGGCGAAAUCGAAGACAUGUCUAAGAAGAUGGAAGCGGAGUUACGGCAAGCCGGGUUUUUUGAUCAAUUCAAGUCCAAGAAGGCUGCCAAGGGAAAGACUCCUAUAAGGGGCAAUGGGGUUGGUAGCGUCCAUCAAGAAGAGAGUGAUGAUGAAUAUGAUCUUGACGAGAACGAAGUCGACAUCAACCUGGCAAGAAAUCUACUCGAGAGCCUCGGAAGUCAGGGUGGCUCGUCUGGUCCUGGGAGCAACAUGUUGGGUAUGAUGGGGAUGAAAAUACCCAAAGGUGACCGGAAAUGA